GCUCUUUCACUCAGCCGGGUCAUACGUUUUCAAAAUAACUAACCAAAGUUUGCCAACAGGAAUGAAUGCAGAUGUAAGUCGAGAAAAGAAGAAGCCGAUCUACGAUAACUAACAGCAUUAAAGUUCGUCAUGAGGAGCUGGUGGACGCGCCUAAGUGUUUUAGGCGCAGCUGGUCUUGGCUCGACCUUCUGGUGGCAGAAGAAAACCGACCCUGUCCAGACAGAUUUGGAUUCGAGCAAAACGUCUCCAAGCUCCGGCCAGUCCUCGUCUCAGUACGAGCUUAAACUUGUCCAAGUUUUGUUUAGGCAUGGAGCGAGAACACCACUGAAAUCUAUACCGGAUGUUUUGGAGGCACAGUGGGUUCCUGACCUGCUGGAGGUUCCAGCUCACACCAACAUCGAUUAUAUGGUUACAGAUCUACAGGGUGGCCCUAGACCCCCUGCACCAGUGGAGGACAGCUACAGAGCCAAAACACUGGCAGGUGGUACACAUCCAGGUCAGCUGACCACAAUGGGCAUGCAGCAGAUGUAUGAUCUUGGCGUGAGGCUGAGGAAGCAAUACAUACAGGACGUGGCCUUCCUCACCCCUUCCUUCAGCCAUAAAGAAGUUUACAUUCGGUCAACCAACAUUGUUCGCACCAUUGAAUCAGCCAAGUGCCUGGUGGCAGGGCUCUUCCAGCAGAAACAGACAGAAAUUGUGCCCAUCUUCACUGAGGAAGCAGAGAGAGAAGUCCUCUACCCAAACUACUAUGGAUGCAAACUGCUGAAGCUGCACAGUGGUUAUCGCUGGGCAGAGUCGUCUACGUUGCCGGACAUUGCCUCAGAUCUUCGGAGCAUUCAGAGUGCUCUGGGCAUCCAGUCUCACCAGCGACUCGAUUUCAUCCACAUCAGAGAUGACAUGGUGGCCAGAGAGACUCAUGGUUUGCCAUGUCCUGCAGUGCUGGACAGCUGGAGGGCCAGAGUAGAGCAGAGAGCUGUGGAUAUGAUCUAUCACAUCUUUGAUCCCAGUAACAGGGAGAUUCUACAGCUGUGUGUUGGUCCUUUCCUCCACAUUCUCCUCAACAACAUGGAGAUGAAAGUGCAGGGUAGUGCCUUGGAUGGAGACAGGAAGCUUUUCCUGUACUCGGUGCAUGAUACCACGCUGAUGCCGUGCUUGAUGGCACUGGGUGUGUUUGAUAUGAGAUGGCCACCGUAUGCUGCUGACAUUACCCUGGAGCUGCACCAGCACCAGCAGACCAAACAGUAUUAUGUCAAAAUUUCUUAUGUCGGUCAGGAUCAGAAGAUCCCUGGCUGUAGUGAUGUUUACUGUCCACUGGGAGAGUUCAAGCAGGCACUGGCCAUGUAUGCCCUGACCGAGGAGAGCUAUCAUACCCGCUGCAACAGCACACAAGACGUCCCCAGCCAGUCACCUCGCAACACCUCUCGCCUCUGAGAGUACAGCGUCCACCACACAUCUGCUUUGCUUAUGCAUAUAACUUCAUGUUUAAUUUCCAGUUUACAUACACAAAGUGAGUCAAUCCUCAUUUUCUAAAGUCUUCAUGUUAUAUUGCUCUGUUCUAUCUGUGGCAGACAGAGUGAUGCAUUUUAGUUUAGGACCGUCAGUGAUCAGCAAUGAUCAGCAUUUAUUAAUGCAGAAGAAAAAGACCAAACAGGCAUGUUCUUGUUUGAAGAGCAAUCCCUUUAACUUUUCCUUUUACAGUGAUUUUCAUCAUGUUUCUAUAGAUAAUAACGAUUUGCUAGAAAGACCCCAUCACAGGCCAGAAAGGGAAAUGGCUUAAAAAUUGAGCUUUAUUUAUUCUUCUAAGGUAAUCGCCAAUCUCUCACUGGUUAGCACACAGUAUUUCAUAUAUAUUUGACUGUCCAUGUACAAGAAAUCACUGUGUGUGUGAAUGUGUGCAUCAUGUUCUUCCCUCUGUAGGGACCAUUUUAUUGCACUGCUAGUGCAUGUUUGUCUGUGUAGUGAAAGAUGUGUUCCUUACUUUAUUGCUAUGUAGAAUGUGCUUUUUUCUGAUGUGUUGUUUUAAGAGCUUGUGAAGGAAAGUGUGGACAGGCAUGGUGUUGAUAUUCUAAAUGAAUGAGUGAGCUGACUUUAAAUGUUUUUGUUCAAAAAACUUUAAUCACAAGUGACUUAACCUCAUUCACUUGCAACACUCCAUGCACUUUAUUCAUAAUGUUUAAUAUAAAAAUGUUGAGAGAUCAAGUUCCUACUUAAAGAUGCACACAAAAAAAUUCAUUUUGUUCAGUUGCUCUGAAUAGACAAAAAGUUUCUGGACCAGUCUACCAAACCACGGUCUCACACACAAAAAAAAAAAAUUAAGUAUUCAGACCUCUGAUAUUUACAAGGAUUAUGUUAUCAUCUAUUUAAACACAAGGCACUGACUGAAAUAGUAAUACACUAAAUAUAAGCAAAAACAUAAUUUAUUGGGUACUUUCAAGUGAAAAUACAUUCUAUUUAGGAUUUUGGUUUUUUUUUAAAUAAAAUAAAAAAUAAAAUAAAAAUGUAUUAUUAAAAAUUCCUGUUUUACAUUUCCAUGUCACUACCAAAACACAAAGAGUUUUAGUCCACAGGCAGAUCUGUGUUUUCACCACACCCUGCAUUUUAGAGGAGGAAGUGAAAUUGCAUCAUUGUCACUGUCACAUCACUGGUUUGUUUGAAAGUGAAUGUGUCCCAAAGUCUGAAAAUUGGUGUGUAACUUUUCAGAAUUAUCCUUACUGAAACACAUUUUCUGUCAUUAAGUAAACUUUUUGUGCGGUGUUUUAAGCUGUAUUUCCUGGUCAUGUACUGGCUAGCAUUUUUGAGUCAUGCUCAGAAUGAUCUAAAAUUGUCUUUACUGAAGGUUUCAGUAGUGUGAAUAUUUUGUUAGUGACUAAAUUAAGUAUUCAGUAAUUUCACCUGAAUACUAAGUCAGCUAAAAGUCCAAAAAGUUUUGAACUGACAUUGAACCAAUUGGUAGAAUGGUCUUUAUACAAAAUGGAUACAAAGCACAUCACAGAUAACA
Molecule: messenger RNA, 2998 nt
Organism: Pygocentrus nattereri (red-bellied piranha)
Lineage: Eukaryota; Metazoa; Chordata; Actinopteri; Characiformes; Serrasalmidae
Gene: acp6
Product: acid phosphatase 6, lysophosphatidic
Exons: 11
Coding region: 130-1431 (433 amino acids)
Biological process (GO): dephosphorylation
Molecular function (GO): phosphatase activity
Source: RefSeq, a predicted model, not a curated record